GGCACCAAGGAUCCAGGAUGCUUUGGGGCGGAUGGGGAGAGAGGGGGGCAGAGAGAGCGAGGCAGAGGUAGAGAGGGUGAGUUUCUAUCGCAAGGGGACGAGGGAACCACUGAUCCUCUUUCUCUUAGCAUUUCACCUUUAGGGGAAGUGUAGAAGGAUAUGAAAAGAACAUGAAAGAAAGAAAUCGUCAUUAAACGCACCACGAAGUCCUCUCUUUUUCCUCUCUUCCUCCAUCUUGCUCCUCUCUCAAUUUAAUCUUAAAUCCACUCCAAUUUCCCCCCAAGGGACUCAAUUCUCUCUCUUCCUCGAGAGACACAAGGAGAGGGGUCCAUUCCUCCUGGUCGAGUGACACCAGGAAUUUCCUCUCUCUACUCCCCCCCGCCGCCCUCCUCCUCCACCAUGACACUACUGGCCUCCGAGAGGUCGCUUCUCAUCCGGAACAAGUUCCGCUCAGUCCUGCAGCUGAGGAUUCAGAACCGGAGGCAGAGUGAAAUCAAUGCAGACUCUGGGUUGAAAUCUGCUUGUCCCCCUAAAAAAGCAGAGAAAAACCAGAGUGAAGCUCUGCGUCUAACUGUUGACGGUCCCGCUCAGAAGUUGCCCCCUUGUGGUCUGAAUACUGAAACUGCACAAGAGAGGACUGUGUGUGGCGCCCAGAGGCAGAAGAAGGCUCGCCAGACGCAGGACCUCACUGAGAGGAUCCAACGUCCGCCCGGGCCCUCGGAGCAACAGCACGAACGCACGCUGCCCCUGGAGAACCGCCCUGCCUCUUUCCCUCUGUCCGCUGAUGUCUUCGAAGAUGACAUUUCCUCCUGCCCCUCCUCCUCGCCCGCUGAGCAAUGUGGCGUUCACCAAUCACCAGCCUUUUCUUCAUUGACAGGGCUCUCGGGUGACCAACUACUGAGCGACUUCUCAGCUUUGGGCCCGCCCCUUAACCACAGCCCUGGUCAUGCUCAGUCUGGUUUGGCGUUGCUCCCGGCAACCGAGGGCAUCAGGCAACCUAUGAGUGUAACACUGAGUGAAUCAAACUCCAUGGCAACAACUGGGAGACCAAAUGGGAUGUAUCUGACCUCUCAGACCACACCCCUGCUGCCAAAGACAGCUCGGCCUCCCAGUCCCACCUGCUCCUCCUCCCUGCCCCCCUCCCUCAACUUCAACCAUCUCCCCCGCCCACGGAAACCGCGGGACACCAAACCCAAAAUGAGGAAACUCAAAUAUCACCAGUACAUUCCUCCAGACCAGAGAGGAGGGUCUGGGACUGGAGGAGGAGCCAAACAGAAGAGCCCUACUCCGACCCAGUCUUUAGACCCAGCCUACUCCCAUAUCUUGAAGCAGCAGCAGGUCUUCCUCCAGCUGCAAAUCCUCCAGAACCAGCAGCAACAGCAACAGCAGCAACAGCUACAGCCACAACAACAGCUCACUGUUGUGCCCAGCGGAGAUCACAAUGAUCUUGUGAAGUCCUCUGGAGCCAUGCCCCUGAAUCCCCAACCUGUUCCCGCCACAACAAACCACACCCCUACAGACACAAACCCCGCGUCCAAGCCUGAGCCUCUCCCUGCAAAUCUUGUUGAUCUAACAGUGUCAGAGUUGCGGCAGCAGCUGCGUAAGCGAGGCCUCCCUGUCUCCGGCACCAAGCCUGCUCUGUUGCAGCGUCUCCGCCCGUUCCAGCUUCCCCAGUCUUGCCUCGCCCCUGCUCCCCUCUGCCAGCUGGGUACCAGCCUGGAGCCCCUCGCCUCCUGCCCCCCGCUGCCGCCCAGCCAGAGCCCCGGCUCCAGCUCGAGCUCUGGACGAGACUCGCCCAGCAGCAGCCCGAACCAACAGGUGUACAUCCCGGACAGGGGAGUUCCUAACGGGAUUCUCAGUGACGCUCAAAACGGAAUUCUGAACAACGUGCCGAAUGGUUUCUCGAAUGCCGCGUCAGUCAGUUUGGCGGGCGAACAGUGUCUUUCCAACGCCGUGUUCCUGGCUCCUGCCAGCACCGCCUCAGGAACUCCAAGUCCCAGUCUACCCAUGUCGUCCUCCUCGCCCCUGCAGUGUGGGACUCCCUGGAGAACGGAGAACGAGCAGCAGCAGCAGCAGCAGCAGGAGCUGAGUGUGGAGCUGGAGAUGAGGGAGAGGUUACGGAGCAGGCCCAGGGACCGCUCCACCAAUGCCGGCAACGAGUCUUGUGGAGGAUCCCUUCAUCCGUUCCUGCAACAGGAUCCUGGAUGCUCCAGAGGGAAGCCAGAAACGGACGCACAGACAGAGGUGUUGUUUACGCAGGUGUUUUGCUGCCAGCCGUGUGAUAUGAUUGGCCAGGAUUUUGAGCUGCCGGUGCAGAUUACAGCAAGUCCAGUUCAGACCUUGCCCGGUGUUCGUAGCUUGGAGGAGGAACUGCAGGAGGCUAUCCAGAAAGCACAGAUGGACCCUCGGCAGUCCAUAGAUGACAUCCUGGAUGAGCCCAUGACAUGUGUUGGCUCUGUCAGUGUCUGCGAUCAUAAAUCCCCUGCCCACUCAGUCCCCGGCCCUUCGCCGCCGCCUCCUCCUCCUCAAGCCGAUCAGCCCCAGGCCUCCCAGCAGCACAAGGACGACAGCUUCCUGCCCUCGCCUCUUUGCUCCUCCCUCUUGCUGGAGCUCCCUCCAUCUCCCGCUGUAAUAAACCCCAGCCAGGUGAUCCCAGCUCCUCCCCCACCCCUCAUCUGCACUUCCCCUCCGCCUUCCACCGGGAAGUCACGGAAACGUCGGGCCCCUACGUCGUUCGACGCCGCUGACUGGCUUGAAACGCUGACCUCUGGUCUCCGCCCUCUUACUCCACCGACAGCGCCUUUUGUUGAGUCAGACUUCAGUCUGGAUUCAGACCUGAAUGUCAGUCGAGUGUUGGAUCUAAUGAUAGAGCAGUGGUGAGGGUUUGUGUGCAUAUAUCUGUUUGUAUGUACAGUAGGUGUGUUGAUGGUCAUGAAUGGGGCAAACAUGCAUCCCACUGAGGGCACAAGAUUGUGAAUAAUGGCCUACAUCUGUCCGUCCAUCCAUCAUUGAAAGGCUGUCAGAGUCCUUGGCUCCACGCAAUGUCGAGAGCUGGAUUCAUUGCAGCGAACAGAUUAAACAUGACUUCAACGAGGCAACGAGAGCACAAACACACACGCACACGUAGACACGGUUUAAAAGCAAUUGGGCUCAGCCAGAAACGGCAAACAAGCAACACAUCUGUGGAUUGACACACUCCGCAGCACAAUGUUUGCAGUGCAAAAUAAAAGAAAACCUGGUGGCAUAUUAAUUUAAACAUGCUUCCUGGCUGCGCUGGGAAAAUGUUGUUUCUGACUUAUCUCCAAAACCCGUUGUCGGAUUGGGUCGAGUGUGGCCCCUGGUGUUGACUCAGUCAUUGAGUCCUAGCCAUUCAUAAAGCCCAUUUAGAGAGUGUAAAAGCCAGACAGAGCACGCAGCUUGUGUGUGGCUCCAGACUUUAACCCCGGUGCCAGACACACAGUCGGCAUGCAGAGGGAGAAAGCUGGCAGAAGCUGCAAACAAGCGGUGUGUGUGUGUGUGAAAGCUUGUGUGUUAAGUAUGUGUGUGUUCAGUAUGUCUGACUGUGUGUGACUGAGCACACAAGGCUGCUUCUGUUUUGUAUGUGUCAACACCCAACUGCUUCCAUGUACAUUUAUUAGCAUUAAUGCCAAAUGCACUUGUAGUUAUUUGCUUAUAAUUAAGUGUGCGUGUGUGUGGUAUGAUUGAACUGUGAAGGGAUACGAAAGACACAGAGAAAAGAAAAAAAAGCUGUGGAUUUCUGUGUCCACAUUUCAGACCAGACAUUUCAUUGUAGGCUCAUUGCCAGCGGGCAAUAACUCCAGUGUAGUUAUCCAAGUGUAAUCAUCAGAACAGCCACAUUACCUUGUUCAAGUCACCGUUCUCCAGGAGAGCAAUCAGGCAACUGCCCCAAAAAUAGUCCCCUGUACAAAUGUGCCAAUCAGACAACUGAGAGUUUCCUCAUCGCUUUGCAAAAACAGGUGGUCAUUUUGUUCCCUGAUUAACCCCCAACCGUGUCUGGCCCGCCGCACGGUGCUUACCCUGCUACUAGCAAAGCCAGAUUUAGCACAAUUUAUAACCCAACUCCAAGGCCACACCUGUUCACUUAGUCUGAAUUAAUUCCACACAUGUAUUAUUUGACAUUGUCAAAUCUUUGCUGUACAUUUUAAUACACAAAACGACCAUUUAUAUUAAAAAGAAAAUGCACUGUAGAAUUAGCACAAAAUGUUUGGAGGAUAUGUAGCAUGACCGGAGGUGAGCUCGUCAGUUGAAGCUGAUGCAGUAAAAACUGCCCAUUUUCUUAAUAGUGACUUUUAUAUUCUACAUGAUUUACUGGUCCUACAAAAAUGAGCACAUUAUUUGUUUGCAUAAUAUACUUUCAGUGAGUUAUGUUCAUUCUCAACCCCACUUAACAUAAUGACAUUAAUGUAAAAAAAUCUGACAGAGGUUAGCUGCCAUUAACCUCUGAUAAAUGUAAUUUAGAUACAAGAUCUCAUCUACAUGAGGUUAUAUUCUGCCCUUAAUUGGCUGUGUCCCAUCAAUCAUUUUGGAGAGCUCUGAUUGGCUCAUUCCUAUCUGGAACACUUGUAGAAUUUGAUAUCUAACUGGACGUCCUUCUGUAAGACCAGUAUAUUUUGAAAAAAUGUCCUCAGUCUCCAAAGUAUUGUGUUAAGAUAAAGGUUAAGUGCUGAGUGCAAUAUGAUUCGUGUAAAGGGCACAUAAACUGGCAGAUCUGAGGUCAUCAUGUCAUGUUUUUUUUUGUACGCUAACGUGUUGCUGCCGGCCAGUUCCUUGUUCUGAUGAUAAACCGGUGUCUUACUAAGCAAGACAGCCUUGGUAAAUUAUCGGAAGAAGAUAUCUGUGCAUAGGCAAACCUUCAACACACAGCUUUAUGUUGAAGCAAUUCUUGUACAGCUUUCAGUACAGAGACUAUGAAAAAUGCAGCUGAAUGUGGACGGAUGGCUAUGAUAAUCAUAGCGAUCAAUAAACAUUGCCUGCUGCAUGAAUAAAAAAAAGAAAAUUGAUUGGCAGGAGAGUAAGAUGCUACCUCUUGUGACUUCCAGUGCUUUAGGGCCGACACCAGUGUUAUUCUUGUUUCUUAUUUAAUUUCCAAACACUGGUGCAGAGGUUCCUGGAAAGCCCCUGAGACAGUUUCACAGGUUUGACUAAACCCCAGGUUUACUACUUCUGUUUUAAACUGGGUUUAAAAGUGUCCUGAACUAGAUUUGAAGCUGGUUAGGAUGGACGUCAACUGGAAACACUCGGAGUUUCAGGUAACCGAGACUCUGUCGGCCACUUCUGCUGCUAUAAAUGCCUUAUUGUGAAAAUAACAUGUUUGCUUUUAUUUAUUAUGUAACUUAUUCAUGCAAAAGAUAUCAACCACUGUCCAAAAAUGUAUUUAAAAGCAUUAAGAAAAUUAAAGUCUUAAUAGAUUUUCUA
Molecule: messenger RNA, 5436 nt
Organism: Sebastes umbrosus (honeycomb rockfish)
Lineage: Eukaryota; Metazoa; Chordata; Actinopteri; Perciformes; Sebastidae
Product: myocardin
Exons: 16
Coding region: 400-2880 (826 amino acids)
Biological process (GO): smooth muscle cell differentiation
Source: RefSeq, a predicted model, not a curated record